This is a messenger RNA of Telopea speciosissima, 1993 nucleotides long. Its product is annotated as putative glycerol-3-phosphate transporter 4. Gene Ontology annotation, biological process: phosphate ion homeostasis; transmembrane transport. Bases 274 to 1893 code for a protein of 539 amino acids. NCBI's taxonomy places the organism in Eukaryota, Viridiplantae, Streptophyta, Magnoliopsida, Proteales, Proteaceae. Gene Ontology annotation, molecular function: glucose 6-phosphate:phosphate antiporter activity. The record is from RefSeq and is a predicted model, not a curated record. The transcript has 3 exons. Gene Ontology annotation, cellular component: membrane.
UCUGAGCUCAUUUGUUGUAGUAUUUGGAGUUUUUUUCAAUUUUGAGUGGUUAGUUAUCUAAAAUUUUGUCUCAAGAAGGUUGAUUUUGAUUUUUUGUUUUCUUGAAAGAACAAAGCUGUAAGUGGUCGUUAUUAUGUCCUGAUGUCGAUCAUUUGGAUUUAUUGGUGUUUAUUUGUUAAGAUCGUCUGCAGAGCUGGGCCUUUCCAAUUCGUUGCUUGUGGAUAACUGGUGAGAAGUAGAACCUGACCCGAAUUAGAGGCUUUAAUUAGCAAGAUGAAUUUAAUGCGAGGUCCCCCACCCGGAAUUUUGCUUAUAAAAAAGCUUCGAGGCAAGGAAUGGAGCCUUAAUACGUACAGAUAUUUUGUUCUGCUUCUUACUUUUAUUGCGUAUGCUUGCUACCAUGCUUCUAGAAAACCUACUAGUAUUGUUAAGAGUGUUUUGGAUCCAGAGCCUGUCAAGGUUGGCCGUUCUUAUCCUUGGCCUCUCGGUGAGGUGUUCAUUAAGGAGGAAGGAUUGACCAGUAAUGGCUCUGGAUUGCUUGGCAAGGGAUGGGCCCCCUUUAAUGGAGAGGAUGGGACUGUGAAAUUGGGUGGGAUUGAUGUUGCAUUUCUUGCUUGUUAUGCUAUGGGGAUGUAUGUAGCGGGGCACCUUGGAGAUAGGCUUGACUUACGUCUGUUCUUGACGAUUGGAAUGAUUGGGAGUGGAAUCUUUGUUGGACUUUUCGGUAUGGGUUACUUUUGGAGUAUCCAUGUGUUCUGGUUUUAUCUGGUAAUGCAAAUGCUCGCUGGAUUGUUUCAGGCCACUGGGUGGCCUUCUGUUGUUGCUGUUAUUGGUAAUUGGUUUGGGAAGAGAAAAAGGGGUUUGAUAAUGGGUAUCUGGAAUGCCCAUACAUCUGUUGGGAAUAUCAGUGGGUCCUUACUUGCUGCUAGCGUCUUGCAGCAUGGUUGGGGCUGGUCAUUUAUUCUUCCUGGUGCAUUGAUCAUUUUGGGAGGGAUAAUGAUAUACUUAUUCCUGGCUGCUUAUCCCGAGGAUGUAUUCCUUCCUUGCCCUCAUGGGUUGCACUCACAGAGCAAGGGAGAUGCAGUGUGUAAAGAUGAGGAAGCUCAGAUGCCAAAAGGGAAUAUGGUGGAAGCUGAAACAAGUAGUCUCAGUCGAGGUGGAUCAAUGAGUAGAGGCAGUGCCGUUGGGCUCAUUGAAGCUUUGUUCAUACCAGGAGUGAUACCAUUUGCAAUGUGUCUUUUCUUCUCAAAGCUUGUGGCAUACACAUUCCUAUAUUGGUUGCCUUUCUAUCUGAGUCAGACAGAGAUUGGAGGAGAGUAUAUGUCAGUCAAGUCUGCUGGAAAUCUUUCUACUCUGUUUGAUGUCGGUGGAAUAGUAGGUGGAAUCCUUGCUGGCUACAUAUCUGAUAGACUUAAGGCUCGGGCCAUUACGGCUGCUAGCUUCAUGUAUGCUGCAAUUCCUUCUAUCCUCCUGUACCGCUCAUAUGGGAGUAUUUCUAAGUCCAUGAACAUUGUAUUGAUGAUGAUUACUGGUUUAUUUGUGAAUGGGCCCUAUGCACUAAUUACAACUGCAGUUUCUGCUGAUCUUGGCACCCACAGCUCUCUGAAGGGUGAUGCUCGAGCACUUGCUACCGUGACUGCCAUUAUUGAUGGCACUGGAUCAGUUGGUGCCGCACUUGGGCCUUUUCUUACUGGUUUUAUUUCAAAAAAGGGAUGGGAUGAGGUUUUUCUUAUGCUUAUUAUUGGGGCUCUUAUUGCUGGUCUUCUUUUAUCACGAUUGGUAAUGGGAGAAAUUCAAGAAAAAACUGGCAAACAGAAGCCUCAUUCUGGUGUUCCAAGGCAACAGGGAGUUGAAGUUUCUGCAUCUCAACCUCUCUUGAGGGAUCAAAGAUGACAAUCAGGUAUGGAGCCACAAGCUAUUUCCAAGAGUCAGGAACAGGUGGCAAACAAGAAACAAAGGUAUAAAGCGUAUGCAUGAAAUAAUGAAUGUUUGG